This is a messenger RNA of Tetrapisispora phaffii CBS 4417, 1410 nucleotides long. It is a transcript of the gene LEO1, whose product is annotated as Paf1-complex subunit LEO1. Gene Ontology annotation, cellular component: Cdc73/Paf1 complex; nucleus. Gene Ontology annotation, biological process: transcription elongation by RNA polymerase II; positive regulation of transcription elongation by RNA polymerase II. NCBI's taxonomy places the organism in Eukaryota, Fungi, Ascomycota, Saccharomycetes, Saccharomycetales, Saccharomycetaceae. Gene Ontology annotation, molecular function: RNA polymerase II C-terminal domain phosphoserine binding. The transcript has a single exon. The coding region runs from base 1 to 1410 and encodes 469 amino acids. The record is from RefSeq and is a predicted model, not a curated record.
AUGUCAGCUGAAGAAUCCGCUCAGGACCCUGUUAAUUCAAUGGCUGCUGUAACAGGUGAAAAAAAUGCUAAUGAGAAUGCUACCAUAGUUGAAGAUAAUUCUGUGGCAGAACAAGUUGAAGAACAAGGAGGGGAACAAGUGGAAGCGGAAGAAGAAGAAAUCGAUGAUUUAUUCGGUGAUGAUGACAACGAAGAAGAUGAUGGCGAGGAUGAGUCUAUUCUUAGAAAGAAAAGAGGCGUCGCUGAGAGUGGUGAUGACGACGAUGAGCAUAAUGAUCAUGAUGACAUUGCUAGAAGACGUAGAGGGUAUAUGGAUGAAGAUGAAGAUGAAGAACAUGCUAUGUACACAAGAAAGUUUUAUGGUGAUGAAGAUGUUAAUAAAUAUGAUGAAGAUGAGAAUAUGCAUGAAUUCAAAGAAGCUGACGUGGAAUUGGUGAGACAUAUAGUUCCUUACAAAAUCUUAGAACAGAAAAAUGAUAAUUCUAAAGAUGAUGCCACUAGUAAAAAUUCUACAUACUAUGCUAGAAUUCCUCCAUUUUUAACUAUCGAUCCUGUUCCAUUUGAUCCACCACAGUUUGAGUCUGAAGUGAAAGAGCGUCUAGAAAACACUACCAAUGUUAAGGAUCGAAUAGGUGAUAGAUUGAUUGAUGAAAAUACUAUUCGUUGGAGAUAUUCGCGUGAUGCAAACCAAACUGUUUUCAAAGAAUCUAAUGCACAAAUCAUUCAAUGGUCAGACGGUUCCUAUUCUUUAAAAUUAGGUGAUGAUUAUACUGAUCUGUUGGUCAAUGACAUAAGUAAUACAUUUCUGACAGUUUCCCAUGAUCAACAGGAAUUGAUGCAAUGUGUGGAUGGUGGUGAGAUUUCUAAAUCUGCAAUGUUUGUUCCAAUUUCCACCAAUUCUAGACUACAUCAAAGACUAUCCAAAGCCAUUGCUAGAAGAGAUCAGAACUCUACGGAAAGUCCACGUUCGAUGAUCAUUAAUGUUGAUCCAGAAAUUGAGAAGAAGGAAUUGGAGAAGAAGCAAAGUCAAAUCUUUAGAGAUAGAAGGAAGAGAAAGCAAAGAGAAAUAGAAACUGAACAAGAAGCAUUAGAUUCUCCAGGAUUCAGUCAAGGUAAUUAUGGCUCAUCGAGUUCCAGAAAACGUGGACAAACACCAUCUUACGAUCCUCGUAGAGAAAGAGCUGAUGAAUACGAAGAAGAUGACUUCAUUGUUGAUGAUGAAGGAGAAGAAGAUGAUGACGUGGAGGAUGACGUGGAGGAUGAAGAGGAUGAAGAUGAGGAAGAAGAAGAGGAAGAAGAAGAACGUAACUUAGAAAGAUUAAAGAAUUCCAAGACACAGAAUGAUUUUGAAGUAGAAGAAGACUCGAAGAGAAGAAAAGUUGCAGUCAUCGAUGACGAAGACGACGAAUAA